Corythoichthys intestinalis (scribbled pipefish) is the source of this 4009-nucleotide messenger RNA. It is a transcript of the gene myot, whose product is annotated as myotilin. The transcript has 18 exons. Gene Ontology annotation, biological process: dendrite self-avoidance; axon guidance; homophilic cell-cell adhesion. Bases 16 to 3093 code for a protein of 1025 amino acids. The record is from RefSeq and is a predicted model, not a curated record. NCBI's taxonomy places the organism in Eukaryota, Metazoa, Chordata, Actinopteri, Syngnathiformes, Syngnathidae. Gene Ontology annotation, molecular function: cell-cell adhesion mediator activity. Gene Ontology annotation, cellular component: axon; plasma membrane.
UGGAACGCCUGAAACAUGGCCCACGUCCAGAUGGUGCAGAAGAAGAGCAGUUCCAUGUCUCUGACCAUCGCUUCAUCUUCCUCUGCGUCGUUCACUAGGGAGCUUUCCUCCAGCUCAUCUUCAUCUUCCGCCACCCUCGCUUCAAGACACUCCAGCCUGCUGACACAGCCUUGUGUGAGCCCUCACAGGACUGAGAGUCUUGUCUGCACUGAACAUUCUGGCAGUGGAGUUCCUGCUACAUUUGUAAAGUGCCUCCACGAUGUGUGUGCGCUGAAGGGCCAGUUGGUGGUCCUGGAGUGUCGAGUCAGGGGGUCUUCUCCACUACAGGUCACGUGGUACAGAGAGGAUGAGCAAAUUCUGGAUUCUGACGACUUUAGGAUACUACGCAAAAAGGCCAGUUCUGCAUCCGUGCCAGAGGAACUCUGUACAUUGGUGAUAAGUGAAGCUUUUCCAGAGGAUUCUGGUGUGUUUAAAUGCAUCGCCCAUAAUUCCUUUGGCACAGACUCAUGCUCUGCCAUGCUGGACAUUUACAACGACCUUGAGGAGCAACUUGAGAUUGAGUCAAUUGGUCAACGGGAAGCAGAGUGCUUUAGGGAGGCAAAUGACGCAGAAUUCCACCUUGAGAGUGUUCCUCUUCACACUGGUGAAGACUUCCCUACUGUGCUGCCUGACUCCAUGAUUCUUACCCCGUCCGAUUGGCCCAGCAGCUCACUGGAAGAACACAUCACAGGGCAAAAGAAAAAUAAGCAAUUAGGUGGAGCUCCGUUGCUUUCAAGGCUUUUCUCGACCCAGUCGAACUUGCGACUGCGGCACGGUAUCACCUGUUGGCUGGUGUUGGCUCUUGGCUCUUGGCUCGGCUGCCUCCUUCAAUUGUUCAAGGAGACGGGCCCAUUUGACCGCGUGUUUUCCGUUAACGUGAAACAGAGGUCAAGUCGUUGUACAAGGGUCCAGGAUCCUCUGCUAGUCAACCAUUCUUCUGAAGAUCACUUCCUCCACAGUCAGGACGAGUCAUCACUGCAUUCAGAGGUCCAUCAGUCACCAGAAUUACCAGUCUCUACGCCCAGCCCUCACCCACCAUCUUCACCCAUACCACCUGCACCAGUCAAAGAAGCCCCAACACCCAAGCUUUUCACUCCAAGCAAGCUUAGUUUCAAUUCCUCCCUGUCAGGAGGCAGCAACACUAUGAACCUCUCAGACCUACCUACUUUUAAGCCUGAUUCCUUCCCUCCUAGUGCCUUCAACUAUGCGCGGCCAAGACACUUUAUUCAGUCGCAGUCCGCCUUCCAGGCACCCAGCUAUGAAAGUGUAAUUAGGGAAGCUCAGGAAAAUCUGAAUAAUUCCCAAGUGAAUGCGACCAGUUCCAACCAUUGUUCCAGUAGUUCUGAAGUUCAAAGUCAAACUAGAAUGAUGUCUUCACAAAACCAGCCAAAGUCCUUGUCUCAGACUCAGUCGCAGUUUCAGUCAUUGAGCCUUAAUAUGAAUCAAACCCUACCGAAUGGGACAGGCAAGUCAUCUCCUUCCUCUUCCAGUCUAAGCUCCCCCAUUUCCACUUCAUCUGCUGCUCCUCUUCACUCAUCUACGUCACGCGUGACCAUGCGUUCAACUAUAACCCUCACCCCGAGCGUCCCGAGUGUUAGCGGGCUCGGCAGUGCCACUCUGCCGGCCAAUCAGGACGCCAUGUCGGCUCCGGCUGCCUACCUCUGCUCUGUUUUGCCCUCCCAGUCUUCUUUCUCACCUUACUCAAAACUCUCCCCAAAAUCCACCCUUCCCUGUUCCUCCACUUCCCCGUCCCGCUCACCACUAGCCCCUUCAAGCCCUCGCCUUCCUGUCAAAGAAGCAUCUCCUUCCCCCCCUAUUCAGCAGCCUCCUCCUCCUCCAUUGUCCCCUUCCUUUCCUCGCUCCAACCUCUCUCCCACCACCUCCACACUUCCUCAACCUAGUACACCUAGUCAUAACAGUGGCCCGCCUGCUGUGCUCUCUUUACCUGCCAACUACAAGGGAACACCCAGCACCCAUCCGAAGCCUGUUGUCAAAAAGACGGUAGUUUCUCGGCCAUCUUCCUCUCGCUCUACAGAUGAAGAAAUCCAGGGUUCCAAAGAUGCGCUUAUCCAAGAUCUGGAGAAAAAGUUGCGUUCAAAAGAGGUUAAAAGAAGAAACAGCCAGAAACUUUCCUAUGAGGAGCGUAUGGCUCGAAGGCUGCUGGGUCCAGAUAAUGCCAACUACAUGUUUGACCAAGACUCUCUUUCAGACUCCCAACCUGAUCAGCCAGACUCACCGGAAGGAAGGCACACUGGUGGGCUAUGGGGGAAGCACCACUCUGGGACAGAUGAGCGGGGGAACGAGGGAUCGGCUAUCCAGGAGAAAUGUUACGCCCCCCGCUUCCUGCAGACCCCUCAAGACCUUACUGUGGAGGAGGGACGCUUCUGUAGAAUUGAUUUCAAGGUUGGAGGCCUCCCCACACCGGAUGUCUGCUGGUACUUGGAUGGUAAAGCAAUACGUCCAGAUGACUACCAUAAAAUGCUAGUGUGCGAGAAAGGGCUGCACUCAUUCAUCAUCGAGAUUGUCACCGUGCACCAUGCUGGUGUGUACGAGUGCGUAGCCAGGAACCGUGCAGGGGAAGCCAGAUUUACCUUGAGGCUUGAUGUCAUCGCCCAGGAGGCUCUCCGUCCUCCCUGCUUUGUUCAAAAGAUGUCAAACUUCCGAGCUGUGGAAGGUGACACCGUGAGGUUAGAAUGCAAGGUCGAUGCGUCUCCUCCUCCGCAACUCUUCUGGAAGAAAGAUAAAGAGAUGCUACGCAUUGAUCCGGCCAGAAUGAGCUUGUACCAAGACGGCUCGGGCAGACAGUGUUUGCUGAUAGAGAGGGUGGCCAUGUCCGAUGCUGGGUGGUACACGCUCUCUGCUAUCAAUGAAGCCGGCAUGUCCACAUGCAAUGCCAGACUGGAUAUAAGCUGCCGAGCGGUUCCACCAAUGAAAACGGCGCCUCCUGGUUCCAAGGCAUUGAAACUGCUGUCAUCUCUGAGCCACGUGCCCGCCAGGACAGCAGAGCCUGCCACCCAGCACACCGCCCCCCUUUAUGAGAGUGAAGAGCUGUAGAUCCCUUGAGAAACACACACACACCUCAGAACUGUUAAAGCACUUACACAGUGUAUUAGAAUUUACUUAUAAAGUGUAUUAGAAUUUGUGUUUGUGGAUGACACUGCGGUUGGUCCCUUAAGUUAAUCUUCAGUCUUCGUGGUUUUUCAUGUUACUGUGUUUACUCUUUCAAGCUGUAGAGCUCAUGUUGCAUACAAGCCCGUAAGCCUCACAAUCCAUCAUGGCGUCUCUCAGCAACAUGGUGCGUCGAGGUCACUUACUGUAAGUUUAUUAAUAGUUGUAGAGUGACAGUCGGCCUUGGUGCCUCUUUUGUGGUGGUCAAACAAAGGUUUACCGUAAAACAUUUACUCACAAAUUGGUGUCACCCUUAAAAAGCCACCCACUGUUUAGAAUGUGAUUGACCUUAUUUGCCACAGUCCCCACAAUCCAAUACCUACUUACUUUAGGCCCACUGGACAGUACUGCACUUUAGUUAUCACGAGACGCUUUUCUAGUCACUGGACAACGAAACAUGGAAAUGAUAUACAUUUUAUUGCUGUGUCACAACCUCCUGCGAUUCAUAAGUUUUUGUUUUUAAAUUGAAUAAUCUGUAUGUGAAUAUUUAUCUACGCUGAAUGCCUCUCAUAGCCCUGCAAACAUUCAAAUGUGCCUUCAUAAAGUACCUGUAAUUUACUCUUACAAAUCAAGUACACCCACGGUCAUUGUUUUGAAAUAUUUCACCAAAACUUUUGACUUGUUUGUAUGUGGACUGCAGUCAGUAACGGUCAUCCAUAUUCCUUCACAAAAUGUAACAAUCCUAAAAUUGCGGUUUGAGUACCAAAUUUAGGCCUUUUGGUGAAUGUUAAGCUGCUGGUGGGAGUGUUUCUCUUGAAACUGUCAAUUGAGUGGAUGAAUAAAAUCAAAAUAAACCUCUAAA